Molecule: messenger RNA, 2643 nt
Organism: Cydia pomonella (codling moth)
Lineage: Eukaryota; Metazoa; Arthropoda; Insecta; Lepidoptera; Tortricidae
Exons: 2
Coding region: 239-1543 (434 amino acids)
Source: RefSeq, a predicted model, not a curated record
CGGCGUAGUUGGCCGCAGCGCGCGCGCGAAGCACUCGCGUACUAGAAGCGAACCGCUUCCUCUAGUUCGAAAACCGAAUAUAGGGCUUGAAGAUUUCGCUUAGUUGUACCAAGUGCGGGAGCCGCGGACUUUUGGACUGAUCGCAGGAUAGUUUUACGAGAUGCCUUUGUUAUAUUUGCCUGAGAGAGUGGACAUGGCGCUGUCGAUCCAGUAGUUUCCAGAGUUCGUGCUGCCGAAGAUGAGGGACGAAGUCACGUGGAUGUUGUUUCUGAUUCUUCCGUUGGUAAUUGUGACUUCGCGACCAGUGCAAGACCACAAUGCAGAGGGAAAAGUCGAUUUAAGUGCGCCUAGCGAACCCGCCGACCAAAGCAAAGACGACGAAGUAAUAUCCGUGAGCAUUACGUCCUCGGUCGCAGUCGGUAGAGGCAAGGGCAAGCAAAUAGACAUCCUGGAACCAGAGGAAGAUCUGAUCGCUCACGAGACUGCUUCUGUUACUCCCGCUAUAGCAACCAUCGAAACAACCACUCCCAGCAACGAAACUCACGAAGAACCCGCACCAUCCUUAGCAGGCGCCAACAUUGAGUUCAUCAAACAACUUCAUUCGAAAAAAGAAGCUCGAGGAACCCAUCAUCUAGAACAAGUGCACCCAUUUCAGUUGCAGAUCAAACAUCACAUAACAAAUGACUCCAACGAACCCCCGAAUGCUGAAGUAAAACAAAUCACCGAUGACAUUCAGGAAGACAUUGCAAAUAUACCAUUAGGUAGAUCAGUAGCGCUCUCGCCGCCCUCGCAAAAUUAUAUUCAAGGUCUGUCACUCAGUGAAAGGGGGCAGGGUCCGAGAUUGACAACUGUUAGUUUCAAUAUACUACACGACACGCCUAAAACGAUAUCUAAUUAUAACGAGCACAAACCGGCUCCAGCGUUUCCGGAGCAGCCUAUAUACAGCGAGCCGCCGAAGAUAUACAGCCAGCCAGCACAAGUAUACAGUGAACCCGCCAAGUUUUACAGCGAACCAGCAAAGGUAUACAGUGAGCCUGCGAAAGUUUACAGCGAGCCAGCCAAGGUGUAUAGCGAACCGGCGAAAAUAUACAGUGAACCCGCCAAAUUCUACAGUCCCCACGCGUCGCUGAAUCUGCCGCCACAGGAAGCGCCUCUUUCUACUCCGUGGCAAGAGACACAAACGCCUUCGUCUGUAGCCGUAGAUACCACGACAAGUACAACGACUUUACAACCGGAGCAUGGGCCGGAAAAGAACUACGAAGUCGAUGAGAAAGACAGCGUGUUAACGGACGGUCAAAGCCACGGGGUCCAAGGAUCUGGUCAAGAGUGCAAAGACGACAGCUGUAAGGUGGGGUACGUGGUGGAAGGGCGGCAGUACCGCAAGUACCGCGUGGAGGAGCGCACGGCGGACGGGUUCAUCGUGGGCGAGUACGGCGUGGUGCGCAACGAGGACGGCGCGCUGCGCGGCGUGCGCUACACCGCCGACGGCGACGCCAGCCCGCGCCUCAUCUACGACGCGCUCAUGAAGUUCCUGCAGCUCUAAUAACACAUUACAACACUGAUUAGUCCACUAACAAAACCUACAGAGUGCCACUGUAUCUUCUGACUUGAACAUUAAAGUAGCAAAUAAAAUGUAAAAGUUACACAGUCAAUGUUGCCAUAUUUGACUAAAUCUCAUAUAGAUUGGUUAUAGACGACAUAGGCACGCUGUAGGUUCAAGCACAUAGUUUAAAAAUAGCCCUAUUUUUUUCUUUUCAUUCUGCGAAAGGAACUGAUAGAGCUAGAUUUUACGAUAUUGUCAAACGAUUGAAAAGUUUAUGUUAUCGUAAGUAGUAAUGAUAACAAUGACUGCUGAACUAAACUUUUUUGCUCAAAUACCAAGCUUCUACUAAUAUUGAAUAAAUUAUUAAGACUGACCUUCAUUUAUGAAUUUUCUACCUGUUGUUUUGCGCACUCAAUGAUACUUUAUAGACUUCGAUGUUCUAGUGACGGAAAAAUAAAACCAUACUUCUUAUAAAAACAAGUUUUGUUUCUUUAAAUGGAAUUUACUUAUAUUGCACAUUAGGCCUUUUGAGGUUAUGAGGUUAACUAUAAAUACUCCAUAUUGUACACACUCAGGGGAUUGUUGCUGUUUAUCAGUGAGCAUGUAACAUAUUUAUUUCACAUUAGGCAGUUAGAUAUUGGCAUUUGUAAAGCAAUAUAAGUAUUCGCCUUAGUUUAGUAACGUAUUUGAUUUAAAAAUUGCACAAACAUUCGCUCUCAUUACCAUAUGAUCACAGACAAAAAUUACGUGAGCAUACUUGAGUUAGUAAUUGUGCCAUUUUUUAAAUAAAUAGAUAGUUAAGUAAAUAAUAUAUGGAUAAGGUUUCACGCGUUUAUAGAUAUUAAUGUAACUUAUUAGUAAAAUCAUAUCUAACAUUCAGUCGACAAUGAAUAAAUGUUUUUCAUUACAUUUCAUUCCUUAAUUUCUCUGCCUUAGACUAAGAUAGCCGUAAGUAGGUAUGCUAGAAAUUGUGAUCUGAUCAAGGAGGUGAUCAAAAUUAAAUGUAUCUAACUUUCUUUGUCCUUUCUUAAAUACACUUUGGUAAAAUAAGUAGGCAGUUUAAGUACAGUCAAAUGAAACCAAUAAAUAUGAAAUAGCAA